Messenger RNA from Emys orbicularis (European pond turtle), 360 nucleotides. Its product is annotated as peripheral myelin protein 22-like. Gene Ontology annotation, cellular component: plasma membrane. The transcript has 4 exons. NCBI's taxonomy places the organism in Eukaryota, Metazoa, Chordata, Testudines, Emydidae. The record is from RefSeq and is a predicted model, not a curated record. The coding region runs from base 1 to 360 and encodes 119 amino acids.
AUGAAUCUGAGGUGUCUGAUACCUUUGACUGUACCAGAUCUCAUGAGGGCCAGCAGGGCUUGCCUGAUCCUGGUUGUGAUCACUGGGUUUCUCUCCUGCUUGGCUCUCCUCGCCUCGUUCUUCCGCUCCCACCUCGGCUCCAUGUCCCUGACCCUGGUCUCCGCCGUGGGCAGCUUCAGUGCCGGUCUCUGUGCCACCGUCGCUAUGGCCAUGUUCACAUCCCAGAGCACGAAGGCCAUGAUGAGUGCCCCAGCUCGAGUCAGCUUCGGGUGGUCCUAUGUCCUCGGCUGGGCCGCCUGCCCACUCUCUCUCCUAGCCAGUGUGGCGACACUUUUUUCACAAGGAUCCUCGUGGAGCUGA